AUGAGUGGUAACGCAGAGCUGACUGUCCGUCGUGCGUGCGAGAGUUGCAGGCGAAAGAAGACGAAAUGCACUGGAGAGAAACCCAUUUGUUCGUUCUGUGAACGCCUUGAGCAGCCGUGUGAGUAUCUUCCACGACAUCGGGAAACGACAAGGCGCAAAAGGAGGACUACUUCUAAAUCUAACUCUCAAAAUCAUGCGAGUGGUAGUGGCAGUUCUCUCACCCCGGAAUCACUUCUUGAGCAAAGACAUGCGACGGAAUUAGUAGUUGAGAGACCCAUCACUAGACAAACACUCUCUGACCAGCCCUCAACGCCAUGGUACGCUCCAAUCUCCCACUUUAGUAGUACCUUGCCGUCUUCAGAAUCCCUCGACAAGGCUGUUGAGGUGUAUGGCAAUCGGCUCUACUUCCAACCACUCCCGCUCUUCAGACCUGAGGGUCUCAGAGAUCGAGUGGAGAGCUUUCCUCUGUUUCUGCAAUGGAUCUUUCUCGCUCUUUCGCUAUCCAACCUACCAUAUGACUCGAAUAGCGCCAAGGAGGCCGAUCUCAUUCAUCUAAGGGCUAGGUCUGCCCGCGACACUGUCCUCGAGCUCGCUAUGAGGGGAACAGCCAAGCUCGAAAUCUCACAGGCUCUCUGCUUGCUAGCCUUGGCUGAUAUUCUCGAGGGAAGACCUGCGUUGGCAUUGAUGGCUAUAGGAGCCGCCAGUAGACUAGAACUCGUUCGCAGCAUGAGCUUUGUCAACUCACCGCAAAGCAGCCCCCAAGACGACGCUAGUCUGAGAUGCUACUGGAGCGUUUUUAUCCUGGAAAAGGCCUUUGCACCACGGUUCACUCUUCUAUCUCAGAGUCUCGCGCCCCCAGAGUAUCCAAGAAGCACGCGUGAGCCUUCUCCCCCAUCUUGCCAGGCAGACGAGGACUUUGCCCCGGACCUGGCCAAUAUCCGGGACGACAGUAAGCCAGACCCUGGUAUUAUAGCUCAUGCUCUACGGGGAGUGUCAUUCUGGGGCGAUGUGGUUUCGUACAUCCACUCUAUCCGAGUCGGGCAAGCCGACAGCCCGUCUAAUACGGAUUCCAGCUUUUACAGGUUAACCAACAAACUAUACGACCUAGAAGCUAAACUUGGCCAUGUGCACUUUGUACGUAACGUGGGAUUCUCGGAGCGGACUUUGGAUGAGUUACAGAGACAUCACGACUACUGGGUGCCUUGGCUUGUCUUUCAGAUGGCAGCCCACGCAACACAAGGAGUUCUCAAUCAUCCAUUCAUUCAUCUCGUCACCUUAAGAAAAGCGAACCGACCUUCUCAGCCGAGGCUAUUUUUACAGGGAACUGUUGAUCAAGCCAUGUUUCACUCUUCUUGGGUUGCUCGAUUGGCACAGACGUGUAUGGACAUUGGGUUUGUGGUUUACGACCCGUUGAUUUGCGACAUGGUUGCAGCUACGGCUACUAUUGCUUGGUUGUUUCAGUAUGCUAGAGACAGCAAGGUAUCUGAUACAGCGAGGGAGAAUUAUCGGAAAUGUGUCGACUUUCUUUCAUCGAUGCCGUAUCCUAGUCCACGAGGCGCCCAAAAGCUCGAGCUUCUCCAUCAGCUACAAACAAUGUCCAGCCAAGCCCAAGACAACAACAUGAUCAGCUUCCAGCCCGCAAAAAUCUGGCAACUCAUCGACUCGGACAUAAUGGACACGGUAGCACCACAGAUCAUGACUGACGACACACCUGGCGGCCAGUCAAACGUCUCAAACACAACUGUGAGCGUGCAGACGACGUUUGUCCAUCCCGUGGGAGACAAGAGGGCCCAAAGGGAGCUUCACUCCGACGCCCAGCUCCCGAGUGCGGAUGGCUUCUAUGAGGAAGGGUUGGAGCAGUUUUCGCUUGAUAGUAUAUUCUCGCAGCCUAUUUUUAUCGAUCAUGCUUGGUUACAUGUUUAA
Fusarium vanettenii 77-13-4 is the source of this 1923-nucleotide messenger RNA. RefSeq lists its product as uncharacterized. The record is from RefSeq and is a predicted model, not a curated record. Gene Ontology annotation, biological process: regulation of DNA-templated transcription; DNA-templated transcription. Bases 1 to 1923 code for a protein of 640 amino acids. Lineage: Eukaryota; Fungi; Ascomycota; Sordariomycetes; Hypocreales; Nectriaceae. The transcript has 6 exons. Gene Ontology annotation, cellular component: nucleus. Gene Ontology annotation, molecular function: zinc ion binding; DNA binding; DNA-binding transcription factor activity, RNA polymerase II-specific.